UCUCAAUUUCUUCUCAAAACCGAACAACUGUUACAAGGCGAGAUCCAUCUCUAUUUUGCAUUGGUGUUUUAAUCGCGAGUUCAGUCUGAGGCGAAAGGGUGGAGUUUCCUGCUAUAAUGUUUUUAUUUUCGCUCUAAAAGUUCCAUUUGAACGAUUUUUUUCUUAUCAGUCUGCAGAAAUCCUCCGCGAGUCUCUGUGCACGAACUGACUUUGGCAUGAACGCUCGCAUGGGCAGAUAAACGACAGGGAAUUAUUUAUUUGGAGUUUUUGUAACACCACUUUUUGAAUUCUUUGUGAUUCUUUGUACUCGUAUUUUUUAUUUAAUUCAUUUUGCGUUCCAAACUGCAAUGAAAGUGUUUAGCUUUUGCCUGAAGUGGACGUUUAUCCUGCUGCUGAGUCUCUCUAUAUGUGUUGCUGAAGAAAGCCCAACUUCAUCAAACACUGUGAAUCCUUGUUGCUAUUACCCUUGUCAAAACCGAGGGAUUUGUGUUCGAUUUGGCCUGGACAGAUAUGAAUGUGACUGCACCAGAACAGGAUACUAUGGAGAAAAUUGCACUAUACCUGAGUUCUGGUCUCGAGUCUAUCGCCUCCUGAAGCCCAGUCCUAAUGUUGUCCACUAUAUCCUAACCCACUUCGACUGGCUAUGGGACAUCAUCAACAGGACGUUCCUCAGGGAUUGGCUCAUGCGCAAAGUGCUCACAGUAAGAGCCAACUUAAUCCCAAGUCCCCCGACAUACAAUUCCAAAUAUGACUACUUGAACUGGGAGGCAUAUUCCAACAUCACCUACUACACAAGGAUUCUGCCACCAGUCCCUCAGGACUGCCCCACACCAAUGGGAACCAAAGGAAAAAUGACGCUUCCAGACCCCAAGCUUCUUGUUGAGAAGUUCAUGUUAAGACGGAAUUUCAGACCAGACCCUCAGGGAACAAAUUUAAUGUUCGCCUUUUUCGCUCAGCACUUCACCCACCAGUUUUUCAAGACUCACAACCGUGUGGGACUUGGGUUCACAAAAGGUCUGGGUCACGGGGUGGAUGCCGGACACAUUUAUGGAGAUUCUCUUGAUCGCCAGCUGGAUCUCAGACUGCACAAAGAUGGAAAAUUGAAGUACCAGGUUGUCAGUGGUGAGAUUUACCCCCCCACCGUGCAAGAUGCACAGGUCAAAAUGAGUUACCCCCCGUCUGUCCCUCCGGAGCAGCAGUUGGCCAUCGGGCAAGAAGUGUUUGGACUUCUACCGGGUCUCAGUAUGUAUGCCACCUUGUGGCUGCGUGAGCACAACCGUGUGUGUGAUAUCCUGAAACAAGAACAUCCGACCUGGGGGGAUGAGCAGCUGUUUCAGACCGCCAGGCUCAUUAUUAUAGGCGAGACCAUUCAUAUUGUGAUCGAGGACUAUGUGCAGCAUCUGAGCGGUUACCUGCUGAAGCUCCGGUUUGAUCCCACGCUGCUGUUCACCUCACAGUUCCAGUACCAGAACCGCAUUGCUGUGGAGUUCAAUCAGCUUUACCACUGGCACCCACUCAUGCCUGACAGCUUCCACAUCGAUGGAAAAGAGAUUCAGUACCCUCAGUUCAUAUUCAACACCUCUAUCCUCACCCACUACGGGGUGGAGAAGUUGGUUGAGGCCUUCUCGACCCAACCAGCAGGACAGAUUGGAGGUGGUCAUAAUAUUCACCCAGUGGUGUGCAAAGUAGCUGAGGGGGUCAUCCUUGAAUCGAGGGAGCUUCGAUUUCAGCCCUUCAAUGAGUAUCGCAAGAGAUUCAAUCUGAAACCCUACACGUCGUUCUCUGAAUUUACAGGAGAGGAAGAAAUGGCUAAAGAACUAGAGGAACUCUACGGUGAUAUAGAUGCUCUCGAGUUCUACCCAGCUCUUAUGCUAGAGAAGACACGAUCUGGUGCGAUAUUUGGCGAAAGCAUGGUGGAAAUGGGGGCCCCAUUUUCCCUAAAAGGCCUCAUGGGAAAUCCCAUUUGCUCCCCUGACUACUGGAAGCCCAGUACAUUUGGGGGGCAGAAAGGAUUCGAUAUAGUAAACUCUGCUUCUUUGAAGAAACUGGUUUGCCUCAAUACAAAAUGGUGUCCGUAUGUAUCUUUCCAUACUCCUCCUGCAGAUUAUAAACAACAGAGGACAUCUCACAGUGAACUUUAGCUUAGUGUUCUUCUGGAAUCUGUUUUAAAUCACAGACCACAAAUUUGAUCUUUAAUAACAGAUGCUUGAUUUUAUUCCAGUAUUUCAGAAUGAGAAUCAGAAACGAAUUAGUAAUAAGAGUUAUUAGAGAGUAGUUAUUUGUUACAAGGUGAUUGAAGAAUAAUUUUUUAUAGUAUUACCAUAUAAUGAAUACUGGCCAAUUUUACCGAAGCAACUGUUGCCAUUCGCGUUCUUUUGUAAUACAACGCCACAAUUCAUCCCAGCCCACUUAAUGAGCAUAUAUUACUGAAAAUCAUGCUAUUCACGAAAAUCUCACUUUCAUUUUAUGACAUUUUUAUGGGAAGUUUGAAACUGUAACUAAGGGGGUGGAGCUUAAAUGAAAGACAAGUUCGCAGGCUGGUGAUUCACUAUUCUGGUAACACUGUACAAUACGGUUUCAUUUGUUAAUACUAGUUAACAUGAACAUGAUACUUCUAAAGCAUUUAUUAAUCUGAGGGGCCGUUUUUCACUUUUCAACUGAAAACUUUUAAGUUUUGGUCGUUCAUUUACUCAACAACAGAGUUUUGGGGGAAACGGUUUUCAAAGUGCAAGUUUUUGAAAACGAUACUGUUAUUGUCUCUGUGUAAACAACAAAAACACUAACUAACUAAUGGGACCUUAUUGUAAAGUGUUACUAGUAUGGUUUACUAUUUACUUUAUAUAGUAAACAUGGGCAUUUAUUACCUUAUUUGUUAUUUACUUGAUUUAACCAUUAAAAAUGGUUUCUGGUGGUGUAUAACCUUAUAUUGCCAGGUUGAUUCAGUCACAUUAAAACAUUUUUUACUUGAAUAAAAUCAGAACAUUAAUAAAAAACAUUGUGCAAAUGACAUUGAGGGGCUGUUUACACGACACCGUUUUCAACUAAAAACAAAAAAUGUUUUAAGCGUUUUGGCCGUUAUUGUCUCCAUGUAAACUACAGAAACGCGAAUUUGAGAAAACUGAGCGCAGUUUUUCUUUACAAAGCAACAUUGCCAACUACUGGCCUGGCAUGCAUAAUAUAGCCUUUUUAGGCAUUUUUGUAGAUUAAUGUGAAAGGCGAUCAUUUUCACAAUGUUGUCGUCUUUACAAUGGACAAACUUUUCCAUUUUUAGUAUAUCAUUGUAGUGUAAAUGUACCCUACGGGCACUCAUGUUGCCAAACAUCCAUCCAUCCAUUUUCCAAACCACUUGUCCUAUGUAGGGUUGGUAGAGUCUAUCCCAGGGAAACACGAUAUCCCUGAACGAAUGGAUGGCCAGUCCAUCGAAGGCCAAAAAAAAAAACAUUCAGCUUUAAUAAUAAAAAAAACCACAUCAAUUGUAUUUGCUGCCUUUGUUCUGUUAAGUAAAUUGACUGUCUAAUGCACUGUACAGUUUUUUAAAAAUUCAUUUGGCAUUGAACUUUGGAUCUGUGAUAGGCCAGUUUUUUUUUUUUAGUUUUGUUUUUUUUUCAGUAUUUACUGUUGUAUUAAUUGUUCCUUUAUAGAAAUGAAUGUAACCUUAUAAUAUUCCUGUCCUUCCAAGCAAAAGACAGGCAUUUGUAGCAUCAUUACUAUGAGAUUUUUCUGCAAUAUGAUUUUGUUUGUCAAAGAGAUCUUUAUCUGUAUGCCUGAUCAUUGUUAUAAGCAGUUUACUAAAAUAAAACAAAAUCUAUUUUACAACAA
This is a messenger RNA of Megalobrama amblycephala (Wuchang bream), 3819 nucleotides long. It is a transcript of the gene ptgs1, whose product is annotated as prostaglandin-endoperoxide synthase 1. Gene Ontology annotation, cellular component: neuron projection; cytoplasm. The transcript is spliced from 11 exons. The record is from RefSeq and is a predicted model, not a curated record. The coding region runs from base 348 to 2141 and encodes 597 amino acids. Gene Ontology annotation, biological process: response to oxidative stress; cyclooxygenase pathway. Gene Ontology annotation, molecular function: heme binding; peroxidase activity; prostaglandin-endoperoxide synthase activity. Lineage: Eukaryota; Metazoa; Chordata; Actinopteri; Cypriniformes; Xenocyprididae.